This is a messenger RNA of Spirodela intermedia, 225 nucleotides long. The record is from the annotation of a GenBank genome assembly. Lineage: Eukaryota; Viridiplantae; Streptophyta; Magnoliopsida; Alismatales; Araceae.
AUGGAGACGACUAGGCCGAUCCCCAUCCGGGUGAGCUGGCUGAAACCGCGCUCGUCGCCGGUGAACCGGCGGGCGACGGGGACGAUGAUGCGGUCGUACAAGGGGACCCAGACGAUGACGCUGAGGACGUCGAAGAUGGAGAGCGACGCCGCCGGGAUCUUGAAGUGGGGGCCCAUGCUGGGGUCCAAGGUGUUGCCCUGCAGCACGAACAUGGUGCUCAUCUGA